Messenger RNA from Scutellospora calospora, 586 nucleotides. The record is from the annotation of a GenBank genome assembly. Lineage: Eukaryota; Fungi; Glomeromycota; Glomeromycetes; Diversisporales; Gigasporaceae.
AUGAUCAAACUACUCGAACCUUUUGAAGCUAUAACUCGACGAUUAUCAGGUGCUACAUAUCCAACAUUAAAUAUGGUUCAUCCAUAUAUAUAUACGUUAAAACAAGUGUUCGCACUAAGGAUUGAAGAAGGUGAAACUAUUGAUAGCUAUUUAGAUCUAAUCUAUGGGCCUUUGGUAUCGGAAGAUGAGUUAGAAAAUGAUGAUAAUAGUGAUUCAAAUGAACAAGAAAUUAAUCAAAUUGAAUACUUACAACCAGUUAACACAGAAAAUCUUAUCCAAAAAGUUCGAGCUGCUAUAUAUCUUUCUUUAGACAAAUUAUGGGAAAUGCCUAAUAAAAGUUCUUUAACCGCAAUGAUAUUGGAUCCUAGAAUGAAAAAUUUUCCGUUUAUGAAUGAACCUGAUCGUGUACAGCAAAAAACACAAGCUGAGUUCCUUUUAAGGGAUUUAUAUACUCAGCUUAAGCAAGAGAUAACCAAUAAAAAUCUUGAGGUGCCGUAUUCAACAAUGAACUUGAUCAAUGAUACUGAAGACAUAUUCUCGAAAAUGUGGGCCGAUAAUCAUGUACAAACGGAAGAUGAAGUUACUC